Messenger RNA from Coregonus clupeaformis (lake whitefish), 1365 nucleotides. RefSeq names its product Rab9 effector protein with kelch motifs (gene rabepk). The transcript has 8 exons. Lineage: Eukaryota; Metazoa; Chordata; Actinopteri; Salmoniformes; Salmonidae. Gene Ontology annotation, molecular function: protein binding. The coding region runs from base 220 to 1275 and encodes 351 amino acids. The record is from RefSeq and is a predicted model, not a curated record.
CAGCGCUGUUACGUCGUUUACGCGCGGGCACAACAAUGGACUCUGAGUCUGACAUUUUGUUGCUAGCUAGCUGGGAAAGCAGCUAGUACAUAAUUUUCGUGCAGCUAAACCGUUAACAUGUCUUUAUAUUGAUUUAUGUAGCUAUAUUAUAUAUCAUAUAAUUGACAUAGCAGCUAAACGACGUGCAAAAGAUAACACUGUGCCUUCGAAAGCGGAAUAAUGGAAUUACUUCCUGUGCUAGAUCCAGAGGACAAACCACAAGCAGGACUGUGGUAUGCUAUGAUACCCAGAGGAGGAGGUCCAGGAGUUAGUGUGGGCCACACCUGUAUAUACAUCCCCUCUGAUGAUGAUGGCAAGGGGAAGGUCCUGAUCAUAGGAGGAGCCAAUCCUAAUGGCAGCUUUUCAGAAUCCCAUGUCAUAAACCUGGACAGUCACGAGUGGGACAUUCCUGGGUGGGAGGGUCUGGAGGCGCGGUAUGAACACUGCAGCUUUGUCCCUGAGAGCUGUCCACAGAGCCUGUGGGUGUUCGCUGGGGCACAGCAGAGUGGCAACCGCAACUGUGUCCAGAACUUACAACUCACAGACGGUGGGUCGUGGAAGGGUGUAGAGGUGAAAGGGACGCCCCCCUGUCCCAGGACGUAUCACACUAACUCAGCCAGCGUCGGGGACCGACUGUUUGUCUUCUCUGGAGGGGACUCAGGGGCCACACCUGUCUCGGACCCCAAGCUUCACGUCUUCGACACAGUUUCCUGCACCUGGUCUCAGCCAGACACACAGGGCAGACAUCCUCCUGCUAGACACGGCCACAUGGUGACAGCGGUGGGAUCCAAACUCUAUAUCCAUGGAGGUGUGGCGGGAGAGAAGUUCCACAGCGACAUCUACUCUCUGGACACCAGCAGUAUGAAGUGGGAGAAGGUCCAAGCCAAAGGAGACAUCCCCCCGGGGGUGGCUGCCCACUCAGCUGUGGCCCUCGGAAAGAACAUCUACAUCUUUGGCGGGAUGACCUCAGAAGGGGCCAGCAAUGCAAUGUACAGAUUUCAGUGUGACAAAAGGCGCUGGACCCUGCUGAGGUUUGAAGGGGACGUGCCACCCAACAGACUGGACCACUCCAUGUGUGUACUACCCUGGAAAGUGAGGCCUGAGAGCAGCAGUGGAGAGGGUGACCAGGCUCAGAGCGCCUCAGCAUCAGAGACCGUACAGCUGGCAUUUGUGUUUGGAGGGAUGGACACUCAGGGGGUCAUACACAGUGACUGUGUUGUAACAGUCCUAACGUGACCUUGAUAGUUACUGCUAUGGGAAAUGCAGUGUAUGUGCCUGAAUGUUUAAAUAUUGUAUGGUCAAUAAAUAGUUUUGCUAAACAGUUAA